UAAUUGAGUAGAGAGAGAAGACAUAAGAAACUACGCAGAGAGAGAAAGUAAAAGAUUAAAGAAAGCUAGCUUUGGGAACAAUAGAGAUAGAGAUAGAAAAAGGGAAGCUUUGUGAAGAACAAGAAGAAUAACAAAGAAAGAUAGAGAGAGAGAAAGAGAACUGGAAGGGAGAAGGCAAGGGGCUUGGAUUUCUAGAGAGAGAAAGUAGUGUGUCUGAAGGGUGUAUCUGUAUAGGGGGCAGUUAAAAGUAGAAUUGCAGCAUUUGGUCUCUGCAAUCCUCAACAUCCCUUCCUUUUCCAAAGCUCCUCUUGUCUCCCCUUACAUCUUUCUCUCUCUACCGCAUUUUCCGGCCACACUUCCCGCCGCCGGGAACUCCCUUCCUCCGAUUCCGGUUAAUCUCUUUUGUUUAAUACAAUAGUAGACUACUAGCUUGGGACUUCUUUUUCCUUAGCUUGCCUUUUCCUAGUGGGGGAGCUUAGGGAAACAAAAAGUCUAUGUUUUGAUAAAUCAAGAUUCGUGCUUUCCAGCCGGAGUUGGGGUGUCGGAGCUCCGAUUUACUGAAGGCAGAUAUGAAUCUCCGGUAAGGGUUAUCUGGGUGUUUGUUUGCAGCUCGGAAAGUGAGUUUUUUUUUUGGCGGUUGAAGUACUGCAAUGAAGACGCCACCGCCGGCGGCUAACGCCAACCCACCUGAAGCAGCUGAGAAGAAGAGCAUAAACCCAGAGCUAUGGCAGGCCUGCGCCGGACCGCUGGUGAACUUGCCGGCGGCCGGGACCCACGUCGUCUACUUCCCCCAGGGCCACAGCGAACAGGUUGCUGCGUCUAUGAAGAAAGACGUGGAUGCUCAAAUUCCGAACUACCCCAACCUUCCCUCAAUGCUAAUAUGCUACCUCCAUAAUGUCACCCUGCAUGCUGAUCCGGAAACCGAUGAAGUAUAUGCACAGAUGACGCUUCAACCUGUUCCUUCGAUUGACAAGGAAGCGUUGUUAAGAUCAGAUUUAUCUACGAAGGUGAACAAGCCACAGACGGAGUUUUUCUGUAAGACCUUGACGGCUAGUGAUACAAGUACUCAUGGAGGUUUCUCUGUACCUCGUCGUGCUGCAGAGAAGAUUUUCCCCGGUCUGGAUUACACAAUGCAGCCACCUGCUCAAGAACUGGUUGCUAGAGAUUUACAUGACAAUGUCUGGACUUUUCGCCAUAUAUAUCGGGGGCAACCGAAACGCCACUUGCUGACAACGGGGUGGAGCCUUUUUGUGAGUGGAAAGAGGCUUUUUGCGGGUGACUCAGUGUUGUUUAUUAGGGACGAAAAGCAGCAGCUUCUCUUGGGCAUAAGGCGGGCAAAUAGGCAACCUACAAACUUAUCUUCAUCAGUGUUGUCCAGUGAUAGCAUGCAUAUCGGGAUCCUAGCUGCUGCAGCCCAUGCAUCUGCAAACAACAGCCCUUUCACCGUGUUUUAUAACCCAAGGGCUAGUCCUUCAGAGUUUGUUAUCCCUUUGGCGAAGUACUACAAAGCAGUUUAUGGCAACCAAGUAUCCCUUGGUAUGCGGUUUCGCAUGAUGUUCGAGACAGAGGAAUCGGGAACCAGAAGGUAUAUGGGCACCAUUACUGGCAUAAGUGAUUUGGAUCCGGUGAGGUGGAAGGGUUCACAGUGGCGUAAGUUGCAGGUUGGUUGGGAUGAAUCAACUGCUGGAGAGAGGCGUAGUCGAGUCUCGAUUUGGGAGAUUGAACCCGUUACAGCACCGUUUUUCCUUUGCCCUACUCCUCCAUUCUUUAGAGCAAAGCGUCCAAGGCAACCCGGGAUGCCAGAUGAUGACGCUUCCGAUCUGGAUGGUUUUUUCAAAAGGACAAUGCCAUGGAUUGGUGAUGACUUUGGCAUGAAGGAUCCACAGGCUCUUCCCGGUCUGAGCCUAGCCCAGUGGAUGAACAUGCAGUCGAACCCUUCCCUGACCAACACGAUGCAGCCAAACUAUUUGCAUUCGUUAUCUGGAUCGGUUCUACAGAACCUGGCUGGAGGUGAUCUUACACGCCAAUUAGGUUUGCCCGGGCAACAAAUUCCUCAGCAGAGCAACUUACAAUUCAACUCUCCGAGGCCGGGCCAGCAAGUGCAACAAGUUGAUCAGCUGCAGAAGAUGUCACCCGCGGCUAUGAACCCGUUAGGCUCCAUUAUGCAGCCACAGCAACAGCUGACGGACGUUGGUCAGCAACCGAGACAAAAUUUGGUGAAUCAAACAAUGCCGACGAGCCAAGUCCAGGCCCAGCUUCUGCAAGCUCAGGGUCUUGUUCAACCGCAAAACGUUCUUCAGCAGAACCAACUCCAACGAAACCUUCCUCAGAGCCUACCACCACAGCCCCCGCAGCAACAACAACAGCAGAUUCUGAAUCAGAAUCAGCACCCGAGCUUCAUGCCAUCAUCCCAUCCUUCCAAUCCAAUUACCCAACAGAUGCAUUUGCCCGACAACCAAAUUCAGUUUCAACUUUUACAGAAACUCCAGCAGCAGCAGCAACAGCAACAAUCGCUUCUCGCACAGCAGUCCACAUUGCAACAGCCUUCUCAGCUCAGCCAGCUACCCGAUCCUCAGAAGCACGUUUUGGAUGCAUCUCAGAGUUUGUCUAGGUCUAUGUCGACAAGCCAAGUUCAGGAUAAUGUGUCACUGCCACAAUCCCAUAUGAAUAUGAUGAUGAAUAACACCCAAACUAAUCUUCGGUUUUCACAACAACCUCAGCUACCAAAGCUAGCGGAGUUACCUGGACCAGUUGGACCCCCGACAACAAAUCAACUUUCUGCAACUGGUGGUGGCCACUCAAUCAUUACCGAUGAUGUUCCAUCGUGUUCAACUUCUCCAUCCACAAACAAUUGUCCCAACGGGGUUCAGGCAGUGGUGAAUGGCAGGGUUCAGAGAAGCACAGCAGUUGGGGAUGACAUAACCCAGUCCUCUGCUACCCUUUUGAGCUCGAGUGGUCUAGAAGCCAUGUCUGCAAGUAGCAACUUAGCUAAAGAUAUACACCAGAAAGCUGAUGUUAAGAAUCAGUUUAACAUGUCAAAGAGCCAGAAUCAAGGAUUCUUGACACCUCCGGUGUACCAUAAUGGCUCAGCAGCACAAUUGGAUUAUUUAGAUAGCUCAUCUUCAGCAACUUCUAUAUGCCUUUCUCAAAAUGAUGUCCAGUUACAGCCGGGCGGCACAAAUCCAAUGUCUUUCACCUCUCAGCCAAUGUUAUUUAGGGAUAUUAGUCACGAUGGAGAAGUUCAGGGUGACCAAAGGAACAACAACAUGCCUUUCGCCACAAACAUUGACAACCAGUUAGGAAUGCCCAUGAUGCCUGACCCUUUGAUCCCGAAGAACUUGGUUGGAUCAGAGAAUAAUCUUUCAUCAGGAGGAGGCAUGCUUUCUAACUACGAGAACCCCAAGGAAGCUCAGCCCGAGCUCUCAUCCUCCAUGGUUUCUCAGUCAUUCGGAGUUCCAGAUAUGGGGUUUAAUUCAAUAGAUUCAACCAUCAAUGACGGUAGCUUCAUGAAUAGGAGUACCUGGGCUCCACAACCACCAAUCCCACGAUUAAGGACAUACACCAAGGUGUACAAACGUGGAGCUGUUGGACGAUCAAUUGAUAUCAUGCGAUACUCAGGAUACGAGGAACUGAAACAAGAUUUGGCUAGAAGGUUCGGCAUUGAAGGACAACUGGAGGACAGACAGAGAAUAGGUUGGAAGCUUGUAUACGUGGAUCACGAGAACGAUGUCCUUCUAGUUGGCGAUGACCCUUGGGAGGAAUUCGUAAACUGUGUUCGGUGUAUAAAGAUUCUGUCUCCACAAGAAGUCCAACAAAUGAGCUUGGAUGGAGAUUUUGGGAAUAGCGUCCUCCAUAAUCAAGCCUGUAGCAGUUCGGACGGUGGAAAUGUAUAAUUUAGCUUUCUUCAACAUUGCAUACUUAUAAAAGGAGCAAACAUGAUGGUAGGAAGCUGGUUUGGGUACAGAAGCUGCCCAAUUAACUGUAUGUUGAGAGCAUCGCAGAAGUUGAGUUGGUCUAUAUAUAGGAAGCUGGUUUUAGCAUAUAGAUGCCCUAGAAAUGAUGAUAUUGUUAGAUUAAUCUCAUCAGGGUCUUUCCUUGUUAAAUGAACAGAAGAAUUGUAGAAAGUAAAAAAGCUUGAUAUUUGUGUAAUACAAUAUAAUGUAGUGUCUGAAUGUAUAAAUUAAAUGUGUAGAUUUCUUCAAGUGAGUUACUGAAUGAAGAAGCUAAGGGUCAUCAGACGUUCAGAUUU
Ipomoea nil (Japanese morning glory) is the source of this 4249-nucleotide messenger RNA. Its product is annotated as auxin response factor 19-like. Gene Ontology annotation, cellular component: nucleus. Gene Ontology annotation, molecular function: protein binding; DNA binding. Gene Ontology annotation, biological process: response to hormone; regulation of DNA-templated transcription. Lineage: Eukaryota; Viridiplantae; Streptophyta; Magnoliopsida; Solanales; Convolvulaceae. The transcript is spliced from 14 exons. The record is from RefSeq and is a predicted model, not a curated record. Bases 651 to 3893 code for a protein of 1080 amino acids.